AGGCAGCAGCUGGAGAGGCAGGCAGCGAUAGAGGGCAGCAGGGAGCGGCAGGAGGGAGCAGGGCGAGCGCGUGUGACGUCAGGACGACAUGGAGACAAGGCAGCUCAUCCCGCAGCUGAAACGGCACUUCAGGGACCCACCAGGGCACUGUGGGGGGGGGGAAAGCAGUAUAUAAACUCGCGCGUACUGGGCGCAGUGCCGGUGGGGCAUGCGCACAAGCGCGCGCACCAGAGGGAAGCGCAACCCCCACCAGCGCAGCAGGGCGCGCGCCCUGGUGUGCGCGCACUGGGAAUUUGCGCCAGGCGCGCACCGUACGGGUUCCCAUCGCGCACCUGGGCAGUGUGCCGCAAGUAUACUUCAGUUUGCGUUCGAUCGUCCGAGAGAGAGAGAGAGAUGGGUGCAUUUGCGGAGGAGGGGAUUGGGGAGGGUGAAGUUAGUGAAGAAGAACCGAUGGGUGCAUUUGCGGAGGAGGGGAUUGGGGAGGGUGAAGUUAGUGAAGAAGAACCGGUCAUGAUGUUAAAGGAAAGGCGAGUUGAGGGAUCCCAGCGGGGGCCAUCGCGGACAUCGGCACAAGAUUCUUCAGGCAAUACUACUGACGGUGACGAUGCUUCGCUCGAUGCGUACCCUGCUGACAGAUGUCAUACAGGGAGUGCAGGUCUCGAGCUGAAGAGAGAAGAGGGCGUAGGAGGGUGUUCUGUUGAUGCGCACCCUUCGUACAGGUCUGAUCGGAGUGCAGGCAUAAAGGCUGAGAGAGAAGGUGGCGGAUCUGGUUGUUGUUUUCUUAAUCUUAAUUGCGAUGAAGCUGGGGAUGUAGAUGGGGAUGUAGAUGGGGAUGGUUUCACCACGACGACGAGCUCUACUAGACGACGGCAUGUCGUCAAUGGCAGUGCCCGAUCGCCGGUCGAUGGCCUACUUCGCGAAGACGUCAAGAAGAUGCAAUCAGAGGACGGCGGCAAAGGUGGUAUUGUAGGUAAGCAAGACGAGAAAGCAGCAGCAGCAGUGCGCUUUUUCUGCAAGCCUUAUUCCACUACUUUGUUCGACGUUCUUAUUGUGUUUAUGUGUCAUCUGUUCCCUUUCUCUGUUUUCGCCGCCAUUUCGGAAAUACUGCUCUUGAAAUGGGCUGUCGGGAAGUAUGGCUCGAUCGUCUUGACCAUCUUCUUUUCCUUCUCUCUCCUUCUUAUCGCUAUUCCCGGCUACUAUAUCCCUUCUGUGCGGGUCGUUCUUCGUUGUCUGUACGUUCCGCUGGCUAGGUACGUCAAAUCUAUGGCUUUUAUCGUGUCGACUGAUCUGGCCGUCUCUUCUUCUUCUCCCUCUGUUUCGUCCUCAUCUACCUCUGUCAAUGAGAGUUGUCAUAAAUUUGAGGACAAACGAUCCUUGAUCUUUGCCAUUCAUCCACAUGGACGUGUGUUUUAUACUCCCACGAUGUUAGCUCAGCUGCACGACGUGUGGCACGAGGGCGCUCUCGGCCGAAAGAACGAUCUGUUCAUUGGCGCUAGCAGCGGCUUUUUCUAUGUACCGGUCCUUCGGAAUCUGCUAUAUGCUGUGGGCGUGAUUCCAGUCAGCAAAUCUUCCGUCGUUAGGAAGUUGCGUGCUGGUAAUGACGUGAUUAUCGUUGUCGGCGGAAUCAAGGAAGUGUCGUUGGGCACGAGUGACCAUGAAGAUGUGUUGUAUCUUGUCAGAAGGAAAGGAUUCAUCAAGCUGGCGAUCGAAGAGAACGUGGGUGUGGUGCCCGUAUACUGCUUCAACGAGAAUAGUCUGUUCAAGCACGAUCCCAAAUGGUUCUUGAAAUUCUGGGAGAAAGUGAAUCGGCUUAUUGUAAUUGGGGUGCCUCUGUUCAGAGGGGUCUGGAAUACGCCCAUGCCCUAUCGAAGGAACAUCCUCGUAGCGUUCGGUGAACCCAUGUUUGCCAAGGAAGGAGAGUCAACGGACGCGUUUCACGCUAGGUACAUGCAAGAACUCAAGAACCUUUAUCACAAGCACGUUGCUCUUUCAGGACGUCCUGAUCACAAGCUAGUCAUAGUCUGAGGUUUUCGCAGAGGAUUCGUUCUCGCGCGCGCGCGUGUGUGUGUGUGUGUGUGUGUGGCUCAAUAACAUUUAUCACAAGCACGUUGCUCUUUCAC
Chara braunii is the source of this 2120-nucleotide messenger RNA. The record is from the annotation of a GenBank genome assembly. Lineage: Eukaryota; Viridiplantae; Streptophyta; Charophyceae; Charales; Characeae.